CCUAAAUGACCUUAGAUCUUGGCCUCGCUCUCUCACGUCCCUCAAUUCCCUCACCAACAGCCAUUUCCUUUUUCUCUUGUUUCCUACAAGCAAAUCACUGCGACAGCGGUAGUGACUAAAAUUAAGCCAUCGGUAAACUACGCCAUUGACUUUUGAGCAGAUCUAAAUCGCCAACAAACUACUCGAGUCAAGGAAAACCCAAGGCGCGGUUAACCCUUAAGUCCGGGCGAAGCAACAUUUUACGCCAGGCACCAACUGACGCACUGCGCCGACCAACCUGAACCAAACUUUCUUCAACGCCCUGACCGACACGCAGCAGCAGGUGCAAUCGAGGCGCAUAUAUCACUAUCCCUCUUCUUCCUGUGUCGCGCACCUCCCCGUCGCGAAGAGAAGCGUGAAUACAGCGCAGCCAUCUUCGACGACGACGAUUGUUCGCAAAGUUCGCGGGGUUGACGGUGUUAAGAUCCUGCGCAACAAGGCCUCAACAUGACUCCUACUCCUCCCUCAGCACACUCGUCGCACUCGGGCGCUUCACCGGACCAGUUCCGAGUAGUGCGAAAACGAAAUCGAAUCCCAUUAUCAUGCGCGCCGUGUCGGCACCGAAAGCUGAAAUGCAACCGACAACAACCAUGUGAUAAUUGUACAAAGCGCGGAGAUAACUCUUCGUGUACUUAUGCCGCUCCUGCGACAAGAAAGAAGGGCAGUUCAAGUCACGGAGCCUCGAAUUCCACACCGGAUGAUAUGCAGAAUCGGAUAGAUCGGCUCGAGGGACUAGUGUUGUCCCUGAUGACAAACGGGUCGCAGUCUGUAGGCCCGGCAGCGGUUCAGCAGGCACUAUCUGCCGGAACGAGCGUGGCUGGAAGCGGUUCCUUGGGUCCGCCCUUGGACAAUGAACUCGACGAGACGACGAUGAUGGACGACGGCGACAAUCAGGAGGCUGAGAGUGAAACGGACGGUGUGACGCAGAGCUUUGGAAUACUCAAAGUCGACGCUGAGAAGCAAAAGACUUUUUACGUGGGUGAGGCACAUUGGGCUGCGCUGUUGAGUGAGAUCGGCGAAGUCAAGAAUUAUUUUAAUGCCCAUAAAAAGGAGUACGAAGCACAGAUGGAAAAGGUCGAGCAAGCAAGAAAGGCCAUGGGGACCGAUGCUGGGGCAGGCCCUGCUCUCUUGUUUGGAUCGACUGUACCUCCCAGUCGUGCCGAAAUCCUGGCUCAAAUACCUUCACGAUAUAUGUCUGAUAUUCUUAUCGGACGAUAUUUCAACACCUUCGACCCAGCGACUCAUAUCUUGCACGGCCCAACGUUUCAGAGACACUACAAUCAGCAUUGGCAAGAUCCAUCAAAAAGCUCGAUUGUUUGGGUGGCCAUGUUGUUCGCUAUGAUGCGAUUGGCCAUGCUCUCGUACGGUAGAGAAGGCGAUGAGCCCCCUGAGUUCCGGGGCAAAUGUCAGGAUUAUUCCGCCAACUUCCGCACCCAGAUGGCACACUGCCUGAUCACGGCCGACUACACGAAACCACACAACUAUAUCAUCGAAACGUUGAUAUUCCAUCUGCAUGCUGAGUACACGUCCAAUCGAGAUGCGGAGGCCAGUGUUUGGGUGCUGGUUGGCAUGAUUGCGCGCCUCGCAAUGCGAAUGGGAUACCACCGAGAUGCCAAACUAUUCCCUAACCUGACCCCUUUCCAGGGAGAAAUGCGCCGCCGUAUCUGGACGUUCGUACGAAGCGCGGACUUGUUGUUCUCUUUCCAAGUUGCCUUACCAUCGAUGAUUCGGAUUGGCGACUCAGAUACAGACCUGCCGCGAAAUAUCUAUGACGAUGAGUUUGAUGAGGAUUCGACUUCACUUCCCCCAGCGCGACCAGCAAGUGAAGCAACGCCGAUUUCGUACAUGAUUGCUAAAGGCAGACUGUCACUUGGAUUUGGUCGUGUCCUGGAAGAAAUAAAUGGAGUCAAUAGGAAAGGAUAUGACGAGGUGCUCAAGAUUGAUCGUGGGUUGAGAGAUAUCUACGAAAGCACUCCAGAGCAUCUCAAAAUUCGCCCUAUGCCGGAACAAAAUAUGGCACCCAUAUCCCUGAUUGUGGCCAGAUUUGGCCUGGCGAGUGUAUACCACAAAUCCCAGUGUGUGUUGCACCGAAGAUAUAUGCGCCUGGCACGACCAGGAAAUCGAUAUGCGCACUCGAGAAGAACGUGUCUGGACUCGGCCAUGCAGCUGCUUAGUUUCCAAUCUAUCCAGCACCAACAGAGUCGAGAACGUGGACGGCUGAGAAGCCUGCGAAACCACGUCAACUCUUUGACUGCACACGAUUACCUCUUGGCGGCCACGGUGGUAUGCAUGGAUCUGUAUAACCACCGUGAACGCAGCGAUAAUGAUGUCAGCACGCCGAGCACAUCCGUUAGUGGCGGAAGCAUCAGCCAGGGCAGUAAUAUGUCGGAUGGUGGUGCAUAUGUGCCCGGGCUGAACUAUAGCCGGGAAGAUCUGAUCCGCGCACUGGAAGAGAGUCGCGAUGUGUGGAUGGCCAACCGUGACUUGAGCAUGGAAGCUUACAAGGCAAGCGAGCUCUUGAAUGUGCUGCUGUACCAUAUCAAAUCCUCCUCCUCUCCCAGCAAUCCUGCAGCUUCACAACUUCCGACCACCACGCAGCCGACACCGGGGUCGAACAACGAUGAACAAAAUGCCGCCAUGACUUUGGGCAUGCUUCAGGCCGGAGGUCCAGCGUCCGGUCAAAGUGGCGGUAUGUCGCAAGCACCUUCCCCAGGUGGUCAAUUUGAUAAGAUGGGCUUCAAUGGGGUCCUCGGCGCCAACAACGAUCCGACCGGCGCGGGUAUCUUUGGCACAGGAGCUGCGAACGCGGCGAGUCCAUUCCCGGCGGCAUUUUUCAACGGCAUGGGCGACUUUGGUCAGAACAUGAAUCUAGACUGGGAAGCAUGGGAUCAAUAUAUGCAGCCUCAGAGUCUGAGCCUGGACCCGGCUGCAAACUUGUGGUCGAGCAAUUCACCGAGCAAUAAUCUGUUCACACAGUCCCCCGACGCUGCCAACGACGUGUCUUUUGGCCUGGGUGGUUCGAAUUUCUACCCUACAAACACGAUCAGUAGCGUGUUGAGCGGAUCCACCGACACCAAGUCGAAUGAUCAGAUGCCGAACCUGACCGUGAACUCUACGAGUCCGUCCAACAACGAAAAUGACAGCGGCGAAGUGUUUAUGGGGGUUUCUACGCCGCAGCCCGGUGGCAUCCCGAGCUGGAAGUGGACCGUGAUGAGUGACAAGAAGUGAAGUGAUGUUUGAACUUGGAGUUCUGAAAGCAAUGACGAAAUGAUGAGGGGAGAAGGCGAGUGGGAUGGUAUGUGUGUGUGUGUGUGUGUGUGUGUGAUUGAUGCCCCGAAACGAGAUUGACUGAAGAUGGGGAAAGGAACGCGACAUGGGACGUGGGAAAUGUCUGUAACGAUAGCCAGCUGGAACAAUCCAGGUAGGUAUGGAUAAUGGCGAAGUGACGAGGCGAUCAACGACGGGAAAAACAAAAGGCGCCAUUGAUUUGACCAGGAAGGGUACAAAGUAGGUAUUGCUUUUCUUUUUAAAUAUUGAUUGGUGGUGCUGCGAGUCCUUGGGAUUUUGUGGUAUUCCGUACAGUACGGAGUACCCUUGUAUGUAGAAUAUAUACCUCCCUGAUUACAAGUUGGGUAUAUACGGGAUGGUACGUUUACCAAUUGAUUCGCCUCGAGGCAAGGUAACCUACCGAAGGAGGGCAAAGGGAAACACAAUGGCGUCAACUCUUCUCCUGUAUGAAUUCCCUUUUCCAACAUACUCUACGGAGUACCUAAGGUGUUUUCCUGGUACUGCCCCUGGCGUGUCGUGCCGAGCCUGGUGGCUUCACAAUGAUGACGGCGUUGGCUUUUCUCAGCUCCCUCCAUAACGGGGGAUCUGUGUGGAAAUAGCGAUGAUUGGCAUGUUGCGUUAAAUAAGAUGGAGUCUGGAGUUUUUGUCUCCAGUAAAAACAAACGCCCAUGAUUCCUCC
This is a messenger RNA of Exophiala oligosperma, 4006 nucleotides long. RefSeq lists its product as uncharacterized. The transcript has 2 exons. Bases 487 to 3267 code for a protein of 926 amino acids. Gene Ontology annotation, cellular component: nucleus. The record is from RefSeq and is a predicted model, not a curated record. NCBI's taxonomy places the organism in Eukaryota, Fungi, Ascomycota, Eurotiomycetes, Chaetothyriales, Herpotrichiellaceae. Gene Ontology annotation, biological process: regulation of DNA-templated transcription; DNA-templated transcription. Gene Ontology annotation, molecular function: DNA-binding transcription factor activity, RNA polymerase II-specific; DNA binding; zinc ion binding.